Molecule: messenger RNA, 2831 nt
Organism: Neltuma alba
Lineage: Eukaryota; Viridiplantae; Streptophyta; Magnoliopsida; Fabales; Fabaceae
Product: putative disease resistance RPP13-like protein 3
Exons: 1
Coding region: 12-2750 (912 amino acids)
Biological process (GO): defense response to other organism
Molecular function (GO): ADP binding
Source: RefSeq, a predicted model, not a curated record
GUGCACACUUCAUGGCUGAUAGCGCAGUUAGUUUUGUGCUGGAAAAUUUGUCUCGGCUUGUGGCACACGAAGCCAAUUUGCUAUGUGGCGUGGAGGACAAAGUGAAGCUCCUUGAGAGUCAGCUCAGAAUGAUGACUGUCUUCCUUAAGAACAGCGACCACAACACACAGAAGAAGGAGAUCGAACAAGAGGUUGUGCGUCAAAUCACAGACAUCGCACAUGAAGCUGAGGAUGUCAUCGACACCUAUGUUGCCAAUGUUGCCCGCCACAAAAGGAGAAGUUGGGUGUCCAAGAUGCUCCACGGUGUAGACCAUGCAAAGCUGCUACACCAUGUGGCAGGGAAAAUAGACAACAUUAAAGUCAGAAUCGACCAGAUUUAUGAGAACAGAAUCAAAUACGACACCCAGGAAGCAGCAGGAUCUUCAAAAGAUCAGGAGUUACAACUACUACACAAGCGAAGAAGGGACGUGGAAGAAGAUGACGUGGUGGGUUUUCAACAAGACACAAUUGAAGUAAUCAAUCUCCUCAAGCAAGGGGGUCUGCAUCGCAAUGUGGUGUCCAUCAUAGGUAUGGGCGGAUUGGGUAAAACUACUCUUGCUCGCAAGAUUUAUAACAGUGAUUAUGUUAAGAAUCGCUUUUAUUGUCGUGCUUGGGUUUAUGUGUCUAAUGACUAUAGACCUAGAGAGCUUUUGCAUACCCUUCUCAAAUGCUUGCUGACAAUCUCUGCAAAUGCAUGUUUUCACAAUUACAAUAGCAGUAGCAAGAAUAAGAAAAAAUCAAAGGGCAAAGGCAAAGUUGAAUAUGAUGAAUUUUAUAAUUUGAGUGAGGAAGAAUUGAGAGACAAAGUAUAUGACUGUUUGAAAGGGAAUAGGUAUCUUAUAGUGUUGGAUGACAUGUGGAAACCCCAACAUUGGGAUGGCUUACAAGAUGCUUUCCCAGAUGAUAAUAAAAGCAGUAGGAUCCUUAUUACCAGUCGUUUGAAAGAGGUGGCUUCUCAUGCCAGCUCAUCCCCUCCUUACUCUCUCCCUUUUCUUAAUGAAGAAGAAAGUUGGGAGCUUUUUUCAAAGAUGGUGUUUCGAGGAGAAUGUGUGCCUUCUGAUCUAGAGUUACUAGGCAAGCAAAUGGCAGAAAGUUGUGGUGGCUUGCCAAUAUCCAUUGUGGUACUUGCAGGAAUUCUAGCAAACAAGGAGAAGUCAUACCGGGAAUGGUCUAAGAUCAUGGGCCAUGUCAACUCAUAUCUCACUCAACCAGAAACACAAGUACAAGAUAUAGUGCUUAAACUUAGUUAUGAUAGCUUGCCUCCAAAAUUAAGGCCGUGCUUUCUAUAUUUUGGUAUGUUUCCUGAAGACUAUGAGAUUCCUGUUAGAAAAUUAAUCCAGCUAUGGGUUGCCGAAGGAUUCAUUCUUCACAGUGAUUUGAGAAUUACAGAGGAUGUUGCAGAGGACUACUUGGUUGAGCUCAUUGAUCGUAGCUUAAUUCAAGUGGGAAGAAGGAGAAGUGAUGGGGGAAUCAAGACAUGUCGCAUCCAUGAUUUGCUAAGAGAACUUUGCAUAUCUGAGAGCAGGGAGGAGAAGGUUUUUGAAGUUUGUAGGGACGUGAACAUUUUGGAGAAAACCAAACCUCGCAGGCUAUCCAUUCAAUGUAAUAUGUCUGAUUAUUUUGCUUCAAGCAACAAAGACCAUUCAGGCACUCGUUCCAUGCUCUGCUUUGAUCGCAACUCUCGCUACAACUUUGGUUCAAGCAAGACAAAAAGGCUUGUGAAAUGGUUUCAACUUGUUCGAGUGUUGGAUCUACGGCUUCCAUUGUUUUGUAAGUUUAAGAUGCCUGCCAACUUAAACAUGUUAGUGCAUAUAAGGUACUUAAGAAUAGACAAGCAACCAAGCCUUUAUCGAGGAUCAGCCAUGAUUCCUGAAUCCAUAUGCAAUCUAUGGAAUCUAGAAACUUUGGACUUGGGGCGUCCUAUACCUGUGACAUCCUUAACCUUCCCUAGUGGAAUGUGGAAGCUUAAGAGACUGAGACAUCUUCAUACGCGUGGACCUGUGAUUUUACCUAAGUUUCCAAAUGUAGAAAAUAAGACCAUGUGGAAUCUACAAACCUUAUCCCGUGUUGCCGUAAACAAAAAAUCAGCCGCUGUGUCUCUAAUAGGAAAAGGUGUUUUCCCAAAGCUUAGGAAACUGGGUUUGUUCUUUUGGGAAGAGGACAAGCAUAAACAAGGAGUUGGCCAAGUGUGGGAAUACCUUCCAAACCUAAAUCAUCUUAAUACAUUGAAGAUAUAUGGCUUUCCUGAUAUUCCGACAUCUGUCAAUGCCUUUCCUUCCAACCUUACCAAGCUAGCAAUCUCAAGGACCAACUUGAAUAGCAAUGUCAUGAGCAUGUUAGGGAGUCUUACCAACCUCAGGAUUUUGAAACUACGUUAUUGUGAGUUUCUAGAAGCCUCAAGGUCUAAGUUAGAGCUCUGUUGCAUUAAUGGGUUUCCCCAACUAGAGGUAUUUCAAAUGACAGGUUUGCGGAAGUUCUAUCACUGGGAAUUCGGUAAAGAUGUAAUGCCAUGUCUCAGACGUUUGGUCAUUGAAGAUUGCUGCAGGUUGGCUGCUCUCCCUGACGAGCUCUGGUCCUUGACUUUCUUACGAGAGGUACAACUAAUAGUGCCCUCUGAAUCGCUGAAGAUGCAGCUCCAAAGUCGACCCAUGAGAGAUGGGUGCAAUCUCAUUAUCUCUGAAGGUUUAUGGAGCCGAAGUGACUCCUGGUGAAAGCCAUGCAGAACCAUGCAUGUCUUGCAUUUUAUAUAUUUCCGUCAUUAUUUACGAAAAAUGAAAAGAACUGUUUGAAGA